CGAAGGAGAAGUAAGCCUCAGACAGCAUUUCCUUUUAAGAAACUGAAGAGUACCAUAGGAAAGCUGUGUCGCUGUAUCAUGUGCUGUUUGUGCUUCUGAAGUGUCCGGCGGAUUUUUAAUUAUAUGAGCCUCAAAACGGAGUCAUGUAAAGAGGGUCAGAGACGAACACGAAAAGUGGCCACCAUCAGCAUGAGGAGCCCAGCAAGUCAGCCUGGUGAGAUGAGAAAAACAAAAUGCAGCUUUCAAGGUUCACUUCAAGCAGUUGGCGUGUGGGACUCUGAGAGAUGCUGCUGCCCAUGACAUGUUGGGAUUACCAUGAUCAACUACCCAGUUUGGAUUUCAACCAGUGGCCAGGAGCUUUGCAUGGUGGACAGCAAGGGUUGGAUUUUUAAAAAGAGUAAACCAGGCCCGUGACCAAGGUGUAGACUAAGAGGUGGAGUCAUGCUUCACACGGCCAUAUCAUGUUGGCAGCCAUUCCUGGGUCUGGCUGUGGUGUUACUCUUCAUGGGAUCCACCAUUGGCUGCCCUGCUCGCUGUGAGUGCUCUGCCCAGAACAAAUCCGUAAGCUGCCACAGAAGGCGGCUGAUCGCCAUCCCCGAGGGCAUACCCAUUGAGACCAAAAUCUUGGACCUCAGCAAGAACAGGCUGAAGAGUGUCAACCCUGAAGAGUUCAUAUCCUAUCCUCUGCUGGAGGAGAUAGAUUUGAGUGACAACAUCAUCGCCAAUGUGGAGCCCGGAGCUUUUAACAAUCUCUUUAACCUUCGUUCCCUCCGCCUCAAAGGUAACCGCCUGAAACUGGUCCCCUUAGGGGUCUUCACGGGGCUAUCCAACCUCACCAAGCUGGACAUUAGUGAGAAUAAGAUUGUCAUUUUACUGGACUACAUGUUCCAGGACCUGCACAACCUGAAGUCUCUAGAGGUGGGGGACAACGAUUUGGUUUAUAUAUCACACAGGGCUUUCAGCGGACUGCUUAGCUUGGAACAGCUCACCCUGGAGAAAUGCAACCUCACGGCAGUACCAACAGAAGCCCUUUCCCACCUCCGCAGCCUCAUUAGCCUGCAUCUGAAGCAUCUCAAUAUCAACACUAUGCCCGUGUAUGCCUUUAAACGACUGUUCCACCUGAAACAUCUGGAGAUCGACUAUUGGCCAUUACUGGAUAUGAUGCCUGCCAAUAGCCUCUAUGGUCUCAACCUCACAUCCCUCUCCAUCACCAAUACCAACCUGUCCACAGUCCCCUUCCUCGCCUUUAAACACUUGGUGUAUCUGACCCACCUCAACCUCUCCUACAAUCCCAUCAGCGCCAUCGAAGCCGGCAUGUUCUCGGACCUGAUCCGCCUUCAGGAGCUUCACAUAGUGGGCGCCCAGCUCCGCACCAUUGAGCCUCACUCCUUCCAAGGGCUCCGCUUCCUCCGUGUGCUCAAUGUGUCUCAGAAUCUACUGGAGACUUUGGAAGAGAACGUCUUCUCCUCCCCUAGGGCUUUGGAGGUCCUGAGCAUCAACAACAACCCUCUGGCCUGCGACUGCCGUCUCCUGUGGAUCCUGCAGCGGCACCCCACGCUGCAGUUCGGGGGCCAGCAGCCCAUGUGUGCCGGCCCCGACACCAUCCGCGAGAGAUCGUUCAAGGAUUUCCACAGCACUGCCCUUUCUUUUUACUUUACCUGCAAAAAACCCAAAAUCCGUGAAAAGAAGCUGCAGCAUCUGCUAGUGGACGAAGGGCAGACGGUCCAACUCGAAUGCAGCGCGGACGGAGACCCUCAGCCUGUCAUUUCCUGGGUGACGCCGCGGAGGCGUUUUAUCACUGCCAAGUCCAACGGAAGAGCCACCGUGUUGGGUGACGGCACCUUGGAAAUCCGCUUUGCCCAGGAUCAAGACAGCGGGAUGUACGUUUGCAUCGCCAGCAACGCGGCGGGGAACGACACCUAUACGGCCUCUUUAACGGUGAAAGGCUUCACCUCAGACCGCUUCCUUUAUGCCAACAGGACCCCUAUGUACAUGACAGACUCCAACGACACCAUGUCCAACGGCACCAAUGCCAACACUUUCUCCCUGGACCUCAAAACAAUACUGGUGUCUACGGCCAUGGGCUGUUUCACAUUCCUGGGAGUGGUUUUAUUUUGUUUUCUCCUCCUUUUUGUGUGGAGCCGAGGGAAAGGCAAGCAUAAAAACAGCAUUGACCUCGAGUAUGUGCCCCGAAAAAACAAUGGUGCUGUUGUGGAAGGGGAGGUGGCUGGACCCAGAAGGUUCAACAUGAAAAUGAUCUGAGGGUCUAGCACUCACGCUGUUGAUUCUGGGCCGGUGUUGGUCACCAGUGAGACAGCUGGCACAAUCAUGACUAGGUUAGAAGGUGGACUCCUGCAGCUGCCCUGUAGCAAAGCAGGGUCCAUGGAGCAGGAGGACUUCUCAUGGAGACUCUCCACCUAGAGGGAGGCAGGCAGACACGUGCCGGAGCCCUUCACAGUGGGAUACUAAUUGUUUGCAUUGCAAAUAUCGGCAUUCUGGGGAUCUCAGUAAUGAACCUGAACCUUUGGCUCAUGCUCAUGGACAGUUACUCCACAUUUUCUACCAUGGCAAAAACAAAAGAAAAAAACAAGGAACAACCUACAAUGUAGGAUUUACAUAUUAAAAAGACACAUUUGUCAAAAACAUACUCUACGGAAAAAUUUGUAUCUAUGAUUCUCAUUUGUUAAAGCCUUGCAUCAUACCAUAUUGUUGGUUCAGCACCACAAUGAAAUCAAUAUAUUCUUUACUCUUUUUUUUUGAAACAUAUAUGCUGUAUAUGUUUUAAAGCAAUAUGAAUGAGAGGUUGUGCUUUUAGUUACUCACCACUAUAGAUCCAAGUGUGAUUUCACCUUCCUUUCCAUAGAGAUGACCCCGAGACUAGAUCCCUGGAGUUAUGGGCGGAGAGUUGUGGGACCAUGCGUUUGUCUGAUAUAGGAUGCCAAGAAAUAGGGCCCAAGGCAAAACUGCUCAACUCUGUUAACUUCUGUUACUAUAAAUAAAGGCAUGUGCCUAGUUUUGAUACAGAAUGGAAUAUUUUUUAUACUUGUGAUAUCACCCUGGACCAGUUUACUGUAACAAAGCCCUCGGGUUCUCCAGAAGGUUGUGUGCCACUUAGUUGUACCUGUAAAAGGCAAAGUAGGUGUUUGUGAGGAAGAUUAUCCGUUUAAACACAACUUGGUUUUCCUUUCAUCAGUUGCUGCUAAUGGGUUAAUAGAAAGAGCACGUAGUUGUUAUCUAUACUCAUAGGGUAAUACUGACCUUGUAGCAGAGAUCAAGGAUUCGGAUGUUCAAAAGCUCUGUGGAUAAGGAGUUCUCCUCCGAUGCCAGCACAAACCAGGGUGACCCAGACAAGCAGCUGAGGAUCUGUUACAGUGAUAGCUGUCUGAAGCCUGGACUGCUGCAGUCACAGGAAGUAACCAGCUACCACGCUGAUGUUUUCCAUUCAGAUAUGUACUGUACAUACAGUAUUACCUUGAAUGGGUAACUUCAGGGCUUUUCCCUACUUCCUUUUAGCUUGAGAAUUGUCUUGUGUACACAAGAGGAAUCCGUCUCAUUUUUAAAGAGGUGAGGAGAAAUAAGGUUAAUUAAAAAGCACUGGUUUUUCCCUCUACUCUAUAGGGAGUAGAGGGAAAAACCAGGCUCGAGAGUCCUACAAAUGGGUUAAAUUGUGCAGGUACUUUGACCCCUCUGACCCAAGGAUCUCUGUCCAGUUCAGUUUGUAUUAAUGACUGUUACUCAAAGUUAAAACAUGAUAGUGUUUGUUUGUUUGUUUGUUUGUUGAUGGCAUCCUGCCCCUACCACCAGUGAUCUGGUUCAAAUGAGACAUAAUUCCGUUUGGCUAAAUGUUCAGUGAAUGGCUUUCAAGGCAUAUAUUCAUAUCUGAGAAAGCACUGAAUGCAGAGCGGAUUCCUGAAAUGUGAUCUAUUUAAUCAGCAAAGGACAGAUAGGAAAUGUCCAUUCUUUAUACAUUUGAGAGGGACCUGAAAGUGAGCCCCCUUUUGGACAGAUGAGUGGGAAGUUUCUUAGGUUUGUUUCUUGACAUACCACCUGGGGGUUUGACUUUCAAAAAGCUGGCUUUUUUUUUUUUUAUCAUUUGAAAUUUUGAGGAGCUUCAAUAAAAUUAAAUUGACCCCAAUAAAAAAGUGACAGGUCCAGAAAUCGUUUUGCCGAUUGGAUAGUAGCAUAGUUAAACCCCUUUCUCCCUUAAUAAAGGGUGGAAAUGAGACAGAAAGAUUGAAGCAUUGCCUCUAUAGUCAUUUUUCAUUUGACUUUCCUAAUGACUAUCAUAGAUCUUUUAGAAAUUCAUUUUCCACUUUUGGAAAUUACUUCAUAUUACAUAUCCAAUAUUACAAAUCAAGACUUUUCUGUAACUCCUAUUUCCCAUGUGCAGGUGGAAUGGGGUCUUUCAAACUGAAAAGAGAAAGUGGAGGGCUAGUCUUCCACAACUUAAUAGAAAAUACUUCAUCUUCAUUUUGCACUGUUGUAUUUGCAACUCAUUGUCCAACAAGAGAAAACAUCGAGCAAUUAAUAAAAGGGCUUUGUGACUGUAGCUGUUCUUUUCUGUUAAAUUAAAAUUGACCAAAAGCAGCUUAGUAAAUGAAACGGAGUUCAAAUGAACCCAUCCACAAAAAGAUUAAGUGAAAAGAUUUUGUGGUUAUUCCAUUAGAAGAAGUGAGACUUCACUCUUUUAGGGACUUCCACGCUCUGAUCUGUGGAACAACAGGUAUUUAAGAUAUCAGCAAGCACUCUUCCAAAAGAAAGAUGGGAUAGACUACUAAAUUGGGAAAAUGCUGCAUUCUUUAACCACCUCUUGACGUUUAAAUAUACAUGAGCCUAAUGAAUUCUCUGCAAGUCCUAGAAAAAAGAAUUCUGUUUAAUAUUGCUCACCUUAGGGUUUCUCUAUAAUUUAUUUGAGUGCAAAGCUUUUCCUUUUCUGAUAUAACUAUUAACAUUUUGAAAAACUGGAGUUCCGACAAACCCAGUUUGGUCGACAGUGAACUAAAGUUGUGCUCUUCCAAAGUAUUCCUAAACCAGUGUUACCACUAAGAGCAAAACUACUAUUUGAAUUGGGGUCCAACAGAUAAUAAAAUAUACCACCUGCAAACGUGAUCAGGUCAUAAGAAUCUAUUGGCCAGAUAUUUCUUGGAGAAUUCACUACUUUCUGCCAGAAACAUCACAGUAAUGCUUUUAUUGUUAAUUCAAUAGCUACUUAAUUUUCUCCAUUCUCACUAGCGGUGCAGAUCUUGGGUUUCUUUGUAUAUCUGUAAAGCUCUGAACGUGGGUUCCGUUAACUAGCUCUAGGGCUUAGUAUGGAGUUACACAUAAGGAAUUUUCCCUUAUGGCUUUAAAUUACCUCUUGAUUAGAGCAAAGUAGACCAAGGUAGAGAAUAACAGCUCUGAGAGCACACGGGCCAAAUUCUCUCCUAAGUAGCCCUGAGUCAGCCUCUUCCUAGAGGAUUUGUCUUAAAGUGCUGCAAGAAGAAAUACAGUUGUUUGGCUCAGCACUUAGUUCUAGGUUGACCAGUUCAGUUGUGUGUGUGUGUGUGUUGUGUGUCUAUAUCAUUUUCAAAUAAAUUUUAUUUUCUCCAGGUAUUAAAUCUCUAGAAGAACAAAUUCUCUAACUAGAACCCUAAUAGUCUGAGAGAAUUGAUCCAUGUCUGCAAUGCAUAUUACCAGAAUAAAGUAACUCACCAAUCUGGCUUAUUGUGUUCGUGGUGAGGGAUUUCUACUUGUCCAAAUUCUCUUAGUACUCACUUAUUUAAACCUCAUUUCAUUUGCACUGCAUUUAUAGUUACGAGCUUUUCAAAUAUUCUCAUAAUCUGAAAAUGUAAACCAAGAAUUGCCAAGAUUUACAAAUCCUGGUUCCUGAGGACUUGGGUCAGAUUUCUAGGUUUGCUCAAGCUUCUCAGAAAUUUUGCUUCUCACCACCAACUCCCCAGUAGUAUGAAGGCAUUCAGGAUUUGCUCUACAGAGUCAAGGGUGGAUUCUUUUUUCGUUGUUCUGUCAAAUAUUUUGCUCUCCUCAGUUCUCAGAGAAGCCCAGGAGUUACAUAAUCUUCUAUGACUUUUUUAGAAAAAGGAUUAUUUAAAUCUCACCUGCAUUGACACCUGACUUUUGUCACUUUCCAUGACUCAAGUAGGAACAAAUAUAUUUAUAUUUUAGAACGUACAAAAGAGAGGAUGUGAUCUUGGAGAAGAAAAAUUGAGUACAGUCCCAUGUAAAUUAACUUACCCUUCCAGGUUCUCCCUUCAUCUCUGGGUCAAAACAUUGGUUUUAACUUCAGGGACUGUGCUCAGAAGCUGUUCAGCAACAUGUAAUAUCUCUUGAGGUUUUCUAGGAAAGAAAAAAAAUACAUCAUUUUCAGCAUAGAAGGCUAAGACUUGACAAAAAGACAUUAUCGAGGGUUUAAAGAAAGGUUAGAGAGAGAUACUUGGAUCCAUUUUAAUUCCAUUUCCUCUGUUGCUAAAAUUUACAGUUACGGUCUUCUGAGAAAGAAUCCUAAAUUAUGUUCUUCUUUAAAUUUAGUUUCUGUGUUAUCUCUAUUUCCCAUGUCCCGGUCACCUUUAUGUAACUCACACGAUCUAUUCCAAAUGGAUUUUGUGGCAUGUGAAACUAGUAUCAAAAAUCUUUGGGGCCAAAGCCCAUUCAUUCUAUUUGGUCCUUAGGUAAAGAUACAUAAUUCUUUAUUACUAGGACUGGGAUCUAGCAACAGUCCCCAUUGGACGUGUACAUCCUGUACCUGGUUAUUUGCAUGGAUUUCCCACCAACGGCUUGGGGAGCUCUGUCCUUUUUUGUAGAAUCCUUGAUACUUUCUGAUUGAGGAGUUUGAGUUACUUUGCCCUUGUGUGCAGGAAGCCUGGAGGACUGAAAUAUUAUCUGACUUGCUAAUUUCAGAAUUACAUGCAUUGUUUAGGCACCAGACGGUGCUUCCUGAUAUUUUGGCAAACACUUGAUGAAUCUCUCUCUUACUGUCCCCUCAGCUCCUUCAAAAGCCAUUCCCAAGAGAACACUCUCAUUCUUACUGUAGUUAAAGUGUGGCGACUUCACAACUGAAGUCUACAAGAUCAAAAUGCUAGCUGAUUUGUUACAUUAUUUACCUAAGUCAUAUAAUAAAAACUGGGCCUAAAGGCAAUAAAAGUCUAGAUUUGCAAGGUUUAGCCAAGUCAACUAUGGUUUAAAUCAACAAUGACAGGUUUUCAAAUCUGAAAUUGGUUCAUCUGUUUUGGGAGCAGUAAAUGUGGCUGUAUUUCUCAAAAAAAAAAA
Molecule: messenger RNA, 7263 nt
Organism: Lutra lutra (Eurasian river otter)
Lineage: Eukaryota; Metazoa; Chordata; Mammalia; Carnivora; Mustelidae
Gene: LINGO2
Product: leucine rich repeat and Ig domain containing 2
Cellular component (GO): plasma membrane
Molecular function (GO): protein binding
Source: RefSeq, a predicted model, not a curated record